Molecule: messenger RNA, 1620 nt
Organism: Klebsormidium nitens
Lineage: Eukaryota; Viridiplantae; Streptophyta; Klebsormidiophyceae; Klebsormidiales; Klebsormidiaceae
Source: the annotation of a GenBank genome assembly
AUGGAUUCAGCGGGGCAAAGGGCUUUGGCCAGUCGCAGAGAGCAGUUCAAGAACUUUGCUGCCACCACCGGGGCUAAAGCUGGAGAUCGCAGAAAGCAGCAAGCGGUGACAGUUGGGAAGGACAGGAGGGAGGCCAUGGUCCGUGCAAAGAGAAUCCGGAGAGACAUGGAUGAUGGCCUGGCGCGAGGGGAGAUGCAAGGGGAGCAGGCAGAUGAAGCGGCGCUGGCCACAAGUGUGAAGGAGGCAGUGGAGGCCCUCCGGGCAUCCAAGGGAAAGGACGGCGCAUUAGUUGCGCUGCGCCAGCUGCGCAAACUCCUGUCGGUUGGGCAGUAUCCACCGGUGGACGUGGCAGUGGCUGCCGGGGCUGUUCCCCUCCUGGGGGAGGCGCUGCAGUUUGGGGUCAGUGGUCCGGAGCAGCUGCUGGAGGCGGCCUGGUGCCUGACCAACAUCGCCAGUGGAGACACGGACCAGGCCACGGCCGUGCUGCCAACGGCUCCGCUCCUCAUCGCUCACCUGCAAGGGCGGGCCCUCGACGUGGCGGAGCAGUUUGCGUGGGCGCUGGGCAAUCUUGCGGGGGAGGGCCAGGAGCUGCGGGACGUGCUGCUGGCCAAUGGGGCGCUGGGGCCACUCUCUGCGCGAGUGGCGGAAACAGAGCGACCGGGGUCAACCCUUAAACAGACGGCCGCGUGGGCACUCUCAAAUCUCCUGAAGGGCCCCAGCCAGAAAGCCGCGUCGGAGGCCAUCAAGAACGGCCCACUCAUCAACGCUUUAGUGGCGGGCUUGGAUGGCGGCAGCCCCGCCCUAGUUACGGAGGUCGCGUGGAUCCUGACGUACCUGGCCGCGGGGCCCGAGGCGCACGCCGACCGGCUGAUCAAGCUGGGCGCGCUGCCGCCGCUCGUGCGGCACCUGGUGACAGCCACCGAGAAGCACGUGGUGAUUCCCGUUCUGCGCGCGGUGGGGAACGUGGUCAGUGGGCAGGACAGCAAGACGGACGCCGUGUUUGUCGCGGCGCCGGGGGGGGCAGGUUCGGUCGUGGCCGCGCUGUGCCGGUGCUUGCAGAGCGGCGAGCGCACGCUGCAGAAGGAGGCCGCGUGGGCGGUGGCCAACAUCGCGGGGGGCACGCUGCAGCACAAGCAGGCCGUCGCCACUCCUGACGUCAUCGCGGCCGCCGCGCGCCUGCUGCAGGAGGCCGCCUUCGACGUCAAGAAGGAGGCGGGCUUUGCGCUCGCAAACAUGUGUGCUGCUCCUGGAGGUGGUGGCGCAGUAGUGCUGAGUCAUCUGGAGGCCGUGGUGCGGGCCGGUUGCUUGCCCGGCUUCCUGGCCCUCGUGAGGUCCCCGGACCAGGAGGCCGCGCGUCUCGGCGUCCAGUUCGCAGAAGUCGUUUUGCGGGCGCUGCCAAACGGGAGAGGCGUGAAGCUAGUCGAAGAAGCGGACGGGAUAGACGCGCUCGAGUCGCUGCAGUAUCACGGAAACGACGAGCUUAGAAACAUGGCCAACAGCCUUGUAGAUAGAUACUACGGAGAAGAGUACGGGAUGGAAGAAGAAGGGCUUGAAGAGGGUUCAAAGGCGGUCCAGCAGGAUUUGCCAGCUUGGCGGAACCCAGGUGGCAUGCGGACGUAG